This is a messenger RNA of Rhinichthys klamathensis goyatoka, 3829 nucleotides long. RefSeq names its product ER membrane protein complex subunit 1 (gene emc1). The coding region runs from base 25 to 3006 and encodes 993 amino acids. The record is from RefSeq and is a predicted model, not a curated record. Gene Ontology annotation, cellular component: EMC complex. Gene Ontology annotation, molecular function: protein binding. The transcript has 21 exons. Lineage: Eukaryota; Metazoa; Chordata; Actinopteri; Cypriniformes; Leuciscidae. Gene Ontology annotation, biological process: protein folding in endoplasmic reticulum.
UGUGGGAGUUGUUCCUCUGCAGCAAUGGCUUGGCUUGUAGUCAGAUUAGCAAUAUCGCUGUCCUUAUUAUAUACUGCAUCGGCGGUAUUUGAAGACCAAGUUGGAAAAUUUGAUUGGAGGGAACAGUUCAUCGGCAAGGUGCGUUUUGCCCUGUUUGACACUCAUUCGCAAGCGUCUAAAAAGCUCCUGGUGGCAACUGACAAGAACGUGUUUGCUUCACUCAAUUCAAGGACUGGAGACCUGUUCUGGCGUCAUGUGGAUAAAACUGGACCAGAGGGCCAUAUUGAUGCGCUGCUUAUGUAUGGACAAGAUGCUGUUGUUGUUGUCGGGAAUGGCCGUCUGCUUCGCUCCUGGGAGACCACAGUCGGUGGCUUAAAGUGGGAGGCAGUGCUUGAUACUGGGAGCUUUCAGGCCGCUGCCUUAAUUGGAGUUCAAGACUUUGUGAAGUAUGUUGCUGUGCUGAAAAAAUCUGCUAUCUCUCUCCAUGACCUUUCAAGUGGCAGUCAGAUAUGGGUGGAAAACCUACCUGACAGUGACACUGUUCAGUAUCAAACUAUUUAUUCUGGUGGGAAUGGACUGGUGUUUGUUUUGGGAUUUGUGCCGAGCUCCCAUAUUGUUAUUGUUGAAUACAAAAUUGAAGAUGGAGAAAUCAUGAAGAAGAAAUCAGUUGAAGCCGCAUGGAUGUCAAGCUUGGAGAACAGCUGCGCAGUCAUCAGCUCAGGGAACCUACUGUGUGUGGAUCAGAUCACACAGUCCUUGUACACUCUACCACUGCAGUCUGCAGAACACACAGAAAUGAGACAGAUCCACCUCCAGACGCUAGAUUUGGAGGUGGCAUCUGGAUUCCAGCCUGUUCUGACGUCCACUCAACCCAAUCCGGCACAACCUCCUCUCGCUGAGUUUUUCCUUCAGCUCAGUCCAGAUCAUCACAUCCUUCUGCAGCUCAAAGAUGACCUCAUCGCUCCGCUCCGAGACUUCAAUCCAUCAUAUUUGGCAGCUUUUGCUACAUCUGGAGAGAAGACAGUUGCUGCUGUGAUGACCCCAAAGAAUGAUACUGUGAGUCACAUUUCAAAAACUCUCUUUCUAAAAAAAGUCUUUCUAUGUAUAUACUUGUAUUGUAAUGGUUUGUUUUUCUUACUCAAGGCUUGCAGCAUUAAUCUGUUCAGUGCUGACACAGGGCGAAGGCACCUUGACACUACCAUUAUCUACCACAUGGACCCUAAUGGAGGAAAGCCAAACAGAUUAUAUGUCCACGCCUUUCUGAAGAAAGAUGACUCAGUGGGCUACAGAGUCAUGGUGCAGACGGAAGACCUUACACUCACCUUUCUACAGCAACCUGGCAGAGUAGUCUGGAUGAGGGAGGAGGCCCUGGCUGAUGUGGUCACCAUGGAGAUGGUUGAUCUGCCACUCACUGGAACACAGGCAGAGCUGGAGGGAGAGUUUGGAAAGAAAGCUGAUGGGCUGUUACCCAUGGUUCUCAAGCGCCUCUCUUCCCAGUUUAUCCUGCUGCAGGCCUGGAUGGCCCACCUCUGGAAACUCUUCUACGAUGCCCGGAAGCCUCGCAGCAGCGUGAAGAAUGAAGUCACCAUAGACACACUAUCUCGGGAUGAGUUUAACCUGCAGAAGAUGAUGGUGAUGGUGACUGCCUCUGGAAAACUCUUUGGCAUCGACAGUAAAUCAGGAACCGUUUUGUGGAAACAGUAUUUAGAAGACAUUCAACCCAACUCCAUUUUCAAGCUCAUAGUGCAAAGGACCACUGCCCAUUUUCCACAUCCUCCACAGUGCACACUUCUUAUAAAAGACAAGGACACGGGUCUUGGAAGCCUAUAUGUCUUCAAUCCUAUCUUCGGCAAGAAGAGUCACAUUAGUGUCCCUGCUUUACCCCGACCUGUGCUUCAGACCCUUCUGCUACCUGUCAUCGACCAGGACUAUGCUAAAGUCCUUCUACUUAUUGACGAUCAGUACAAGGUCACAGCAUUCCCAUCUACUAAGAAUGUUCUACAGCAACUUCAAGACACAGCAUCCUCUGUUUUCUUCUACCUAGUGGACUCCAGUCAGGGAAAGCUGUCGGGUUUUCGUCUGCGCAUGGAUUUGUCUACAGAGCUGAUCUGGGAGGUGGUCAUCCCCACUGAGGUGCAGAAGAUAGUGGCUGUCAAAGGAAAGCGUGCAAAUGAGCAUGUGCAUUCCCAGGGCAGAGUGAUGGGGGAUCGAAGCGUGCUCUACAAGUAUCUAAACCCUAAUCUCUUGGCUGUGAUAACGGAAAGCACAGACAUGCAUCAGGAGCGCAGCUUUGUUGGAAUCUUCCUGAUUGAUGGUGUGACUGGCCGUAUUGUUCAUGAGGCAGUGCAGCGGAAGGCCAGAGGACCAGUUCACUUUGUGCACUCUGAAAACUGGCUGGUGUAUGUAUACUGGAACUCCAAGUUUCGUAGAAAUGAGUUUUCUGUGUUGGAGCUCUUUGAGGGAGCAGAGCUUUAUAACAGCACAGUAUUCAGCUCCCUGGACAGACCACAUCCACCUCAAGUGCUGCAGCAGUCGUAUAUCUUUCCUGCUCCCAUAAGCACUUUGGAGGCCACACUUACAGAAAAAGGCAUCACCAGCCGACACCUCCUUGUGGGAAUGCCAUCAGGAAACAUUUUAUCCUUACCAAAGAUGUUUCUGGACCCACGGAGACCAGAGUUGAUCUCAGAACAGAGUCGGGAAGAAAACCUCAUACCAUAUGCUCCAGAAAUGCCCAUUCGUACGGAGUGGUUUAUAAACUACAACCAAACUGUGUCAAGAGUAAGAGGCAUCUACACUGCCCCUUCUGGCCUGGAGUCUACCUGUUUGGUGGUUGUGUAUGGUCUUGACAUCUACCAGACCAGAGUGUUCCCCUCCAAGCAAUUUGACGUCCUUAAGGAUGACUAUGACUAUAUAUUAAUCAGCAGUGUACUCUUUGGCCUCUUCUUUGCCACCAUGAUCAGCAAACGUCUAGCAGAAGUGAAACUGCUGAACAGGGCAUGGCGAUAAGACUCAUCCUGAUGGCCUGUUGACUUCACUCUCGUCCUCACUGCAAUGUGGUUGACACAUUGAUGGCAGGAGACUAGCUGGUGACCGUGUCAAAACUGCAAGAUCAUUUGAUAAGUUUGGUGUAUUUUUGCAACCAGCUGUCUUGGGGAUCUUGUGGCGUCUUGAGUGUAAGUGCAUAGAUGGCCAUGAUAGUUUUUUCCCUUUUCAGAGAGAUGUAAUGAUGUAGGUCUUAUUUUCCCCCCAGCAUUGAACAAUACACUGUCUAAUUUGUUAAUUUAUUGUGCCUUUCGGGGUAACGGCUCUUGUGAUUUAAAGGUAGACUCGCCAAGUAUAACAAAAUAACUCUUUUAAUUUAUUUUUUUUCAUUCUAGAUUUCAUUAAGUAAGUCUGAGUCUGCCUUUCAAAGAGGCUGAAGGAUGAGUUGAUGUAUUUUCAAAAUUAAUAUUGAGGAAGGAUUAUUGCAAAGGGACUGCUAUUUUAAUUUAAAUUAAUGAAAAGAUUGAACAAUGUGAUUUGUUUUUAAAUUAAAAUAGUAGUAAUAUGAUCUGUUGAGGUGUUAAAGAAUAUAUUGCCUAAUUCCAUGUACAUGAUUUGAAUGGGCAAACACUAGUGCACAUGAGAAAUAUGACAUUUCAAGAGUCAAGACAUUUGGAUCAUUUUCUCCUGUACAUUAAUGAUAGAAGCUUCUGCAUAGGAGUUCGGGUAGUCUUUUGUAGUUAUUUUAUGGUAUGUCAAAUGCACUGGAUGGUUUGGAGCCAUGUUCUUACUUGAUAUAUUUAUGAGCAAGAUCCUAUUAUGCCAUAUACUUUGAUUUUGACUCAUA